AUGCAUCUUAACAGCACCUUAAUCCUAAACUUGUCAGCGGUCUGCGCAGUUCUUAUUAAUUUCCUUUUGAUUGUUUUAAUUCUGAAAAAAUCCCCAAAAUCAUUGGGCUCAUAUAAGUUUUUGAUGCUUUAUAUUAACCUUUUCGAGUUCUCCUACGCAAUUCUAUACUUUGCAGAAAAACCUGAUCUCUUCACCAAAAAGUCUGCAUUCUUUUUGAUCGUUAAUUGGAAGGAGUCUAUUUUCCCAGCAACCAUGUCAUGUUUAAUGGAUCUGCUUUUCGUCGGCUUUUUUGGAACGUCCAUGUCAAUUCUAGCUCUUCAUUUCAUUUAUCGAUUUUUCAGCGUCACAAACAGUCGCUACCUUAAAAUCUUUGACUCAUGGCUAAUUAUUCCCAUUUUCACAGUCCCUCUUAUCAACGGCGUCCUCUAUAUGAUUACCGGUGGUAUUAUUCUGUCGGCUGAUGCGGAAACGGAUCGGUUCAUGAGAGAAAAUUAUCUAAAAGUAAUUAAAAAUCAAACAAAUCUUGAAGACCUCUAUUACAUGGGCCCGUUUUUCUGGCCGAAACUUGAAAAUUCAAUAACGGAAACGUAUUUUAGUUGGAAAGGUGCGGAAGGCUCAUUGAUAGUUAUGGGGUCAAUUGGUCUCUCUAGCUCGAUCAUGAUAUUCUUCGGAAUUAAGGGAUAUAUAAGUAUGAACAAUCUACUCGCAAUUACAAGCAACUCGGAACAGUUUCAAAAUAUUCAAAAGCAGCUUUUCCAAGCUCUAUGCAUUCAAACCAUAAUCCCAGUAGUUUUAAUGCAUAUUCCGGCUUCUGCAAUUUAUAUCACCAUUUUCUUCGAGAAAUCUUCGGUAAUCGUCGGAGAAACUUUGAGCUUAACGAUCGCGAUGUACCCUGCAAUGAAUCCGCUUCCAACCAUUUAUAUAGUUCAAAGCUACCGAAAAGCCGUGAAAGAUUAUUUUAUUUCAAUAAAAAAUACACUUUUGAAAAAGCCAACGGUGAUUCCUGUGUCGCAUACUGUUCAGGUCAUACCCGUCUCCUCGAUUUUCACGACCACAAGUUGA
Caenorhabditis elegans is the source of this 1062-nucleotide messenger RNA. It is a transcript of the gene str-262, whose product is annotated as Seven TM Receptor. The transcript is spliced from 7 exons. Gene Ontology annotation, biological process: detection of chemical stimulus involved in sensory perception of smell. The record is from RefSeq and is marked reviewed. NCBI's taxonomy places the organism in Eukaryota, Metazoa, Nematoda, Chromadorea, Rhabditida, Rhabditidae. Bases 1 to 1062 code for a protein of 353 amino acids.